Messenger RNA from Ustilago hordei, 5085 nucleotides. RefSeq lists its product as uncharacterized. Gene Ontology annotation, biological process: protein phosphorylation. The transcript has a single exon. Bases 1 to 5085 code for a protein of 1694 amino acids. Gene Ontology annotation, cellular component: cytoplasm. Gene Ontology annotation, molecular function: protein binding; protein serine/threonine kinase activity; ATP binding. The record is from RefSeq and is a predicted model, not a curated record. Lineage: Eukaryota; Fungi; Basidiomycota; Ustilaginomycetes; Ustilaginales; Ustilaginaceae.
AUGGCUGCAGCGACAGCUACCAUCUUGGCUUCGCCUCCCGAUUUCGCCAGUAUGGAGCACCGUACCGCUGAUCCGCAUCGCCAUACCAAAACGCUUCGUUCCCAAAGGUCCGCACCGUCGCCAUCAACACCAGCAUCCCCUUUCCGACUUUGUCCAGCCUCACAUUCGCCAUCCAUCCCACAUCGUCGCAUCUACAACAUCGAUCACGAGUCUUCACCAAGCCCAUCUCAAUCAGUCGCUCCCGAGCCUCGAUCUUCUUCUACCUCACUUACACCUUCUCUCUCUGCAUCCAACCCUUCACCGACAAAGUCUCUUUUACCUUUGGCCCUACCAUUGCCUCCAGGCUCACCAACACCUCCUCUCGCUCGCAACAAGUCCCCUCAUCCUAGCAGCAGAGCAACCCGCAAUCAGCAUCUCACCAAUCUUCAAGCCGCUUCCCUCUCCACGCCUGAGCUUCAUCUCGCUUCAGAUCCCAUGCUUGAUACACAAGAGCCAUCCUUCUUACCCAAGCUCCUAAGAGCAUCGCCCACUCACUCCCAUCAGGCCAUGUCCACUCCCCGCAGCCAAGGUCAGCCAACCGCCCAUGCCCCAUCCGACAGCGCCUCUCCCUACACAGCAGUAAAGCCAGGUCUAGCCUAUGCAAGCUUCCGUGCUGCCAUGGACGCCGUCGAUUCCCACAACCACAGCUCGCCUUCCCUUGCCAUCCCCGGCAUCCCCGGCAUCCCCGGCAUCCCCCAUAUCCCUGGCAUCCCAGCUGAGCUCCACUCACGGAAGCAGAGCACUGUUACCUUGCGAAACGCAGAUUUCUCCACAACAGCAUCUUGCACAACAUCAUCCUCCUGGACCAGACAGAACGUCAGCACAGAUACUCUCAGUCCACCCAAGCAAUCCAGCUCCCGACCUUCAUCCGCCAAAGGCACGCCUCAAUUCAAGUCCUCCGGAGCUACUUGGUUUCGACGCAAUCGCAACCAAGGCAAGACGAGUGGAAAUAUGCAUUUCAACCCUUCCGCCCAUGACGACGGUGCCACCAGCACUCCCGUAGCAGACUCUUGCACACAGAUCUCGAUGCAGCCAAGCCAGACGAGCGCUGCGACAGCCGGCUCUGGCACAACAUUCUUGUCUGAAACCAACCUCACCAUGCUUUCGACUGCAACCGACGCAUCCUUUGGCAUGUCUGAUCUCGCAUCGCCUCAAACCGCACUCGACAGCAUCCGUAAGGCCCGUUCCUUCAUGAUCAACCAGCUCGCUCGUCUCGCCGAGCCAGAGCGCAGCCUUGACGAGCAGCGCAUCUCUGCGCUUGUCUCUCAGAUGAAAAUCCACGCUCACGACCCCAGCAUCGAGGCUUCACGCUUCUGGCACAGCAUUGCCGACGGUGUCCUUCUCUGCUUACUUGCCAACAGGCUUCGACCCGGUAGUGUCGAUCGCAUCGACCGCAGGCACCAGCAGUGCCUCAAGGCAGACAACAUCUCGAGCUUUUUAAGAGCAGCACGAGACCAUCUCGGUUUGCGAUCCAAAGAUCUCUUUCAGAGCUUCGAUCUUACCGAUGGCACUCUUGAAGGCUUGCUUCGUGUUGUGCACACGCUUCAAGCAGCCGACAAGAUGAUCAAGCGCACCUCCAAGGUGUCUGCCACACGAGCCAACCCUAUCAAGAUUGAGCCAAGAACCACCUCCAUCACUCCUCCUUCCACACCCCGCGUCCAGGAGCGAAAGCUUCUCUCUGCCGGCAAUGGCGAUCUGGAACGCAUCGACAACAGCUCCGAGCUCUCCCUGAACCAAGACACACCCAAGAGGACUAUGCUCACCAUUCAGCAGAACAGGCGUGAGGCCGAACAUAUCCUCAUUGGCAGAUCCCACUCGUCGCGCUUCGAUUCUUCUUCCUCGGACUCGAAGCGUCCUUCCAUCGAGCUUGGCUAUCCAAAGCAAAAGCCUUCUUCAAUCACCUUUGCCGACUCGGUCAAGCAGAAGAGCUACAACGGCGACGAAGAAGGUCGUAUGCCCUACCGCGAUCGCAAGCUCAGUGAGUCAGCCAUCAGCUUGACUGGUGUCGCCGAGGAGCCAGAGGACGGUGUGGCAGCCAACGGUGACGUCUUGCCCACUGCCGACUCCUUCUCCAGCACUCCAUCUGCCGCCAUGGAACGAGGACAAGGUAGGAGGGGCAGCAGCGAAUCGGACAAGUCUAGCAAGAAUCACGCUCUCAGGCCCGUCAUGCUCGCUCGCAGCACAUCUCAGAAACGAAUCAGUCAGGAGCUCGCGCUUGGACAGCUUCCAAGAGCGGUCAUUGGCUCCACUGAGAACCUUGACGACUACCUCUUCACAUCAGGCAGCCCUUCCCGACACGCUCCGACUCGACGACACAGUGCUCGACUCUACCCUGGUCCUUCUCUGCUCAACCCAUCGCGCGAGUCACUGCUCAACCUCAGUGCUCCAUCAACCGGCGAGUCGGAUGUAUCGCCAUCCGCUCGCGUGCCCUUCCCUCGCGGAACGAACGACUCGCCAGGUGCUCGUAGGAUGGCCCGUCACCUCUCUAUCAACGCUGGCAGCCUAGACUCGUUCUCUCUGACAUCCGGGCCCAGCUCAUCGACUACAACCAACGGCAGCAGUGGCUCGCCCAAACUCAGUUCUCGACCUCAAUUUAGGCACAUGCGCUACUCUUCUGAUCUGCAUCUACCGCUGCUCAACCGUCCGACGUCGAUCGGAGCACGCUCGCCGGACCCUUGCCUCGACGAGCGAUCCUACAUCUCGACCUCUCGCAGCCGCUUCGACUCGGAGAUUGGAUCCAUCUACACCAACCCCCUUGGCAGUCUCACCACCGAUGAGAAUGGCUCUGCAGUCACGCGUGCAAGCCGCGAUGCUACAGCUCCCAAACACAAGCUUGUCGUCACAGAAGCAGGCAAGAACAUCAUCACCUACCAGCUUGGCAACUGCAUCGGACGUGGUCAGUUUGGAUCCGUCUAUCGCGCUUUGAACUUGAAUUCCGGCCAGAUGGUUGCCGUCAAGCGAAUCAAGCUCGAAGGCCGCACUGAUGACGAGGUCACCGAGCUCAUGGGUGAAGUUGACCUUCUCAAGAGCCUCACACAUCCAAGUGUCGUCAAGUACGAGGGUCUCGUCCGUGGUCCUGAUGUGGUCUCCAUCAUCUUGGAGUACGUCGAGAAUGGUUCGCUCUUGCACACUCUCAAAGCGUUUGGUAACUUCCCCGAAAAGCUCGUUGCCAGCUACGUUGUCAAGAUCCUAGAGGGUCUCAAUUACUUGCAUGAGCAGAACGUAGUGCAUUGCGACUUGAAAGCGGCCAACAUCUUGACGACAAAGAACGGCAACGUCAAGCUUUCCGACUUUGGUGUCUCGCUCAACCUCAAAGCGGUCAAGAAGAUGGGCAACAAGAAUGAUGCGAUUGGCACUCCCAACUGGAUGGCUCCUGAGGUCAUUGAGCUCAAAGGUGUCACUACCGCUGCCGAUAUCUGGUCGCUUGGAUGCACAAUCAUCGAGUUGAUCACCGGAAAGCCUCCAUACUACGAUAUGCUCGCCAUGUCGGCCAUGUUCAGGAUUGUGGAGGAUGACUGCCCGCCUAUCCCGGAGAAAUGCUCGGAUGCCCUUCGCGAUCUCUUGCUGCAAUGUUUCAACAAGGAUCCUACAAAGCGACCCAGCGCCGAGACACUCUUCGAGCACCAAUGGAUUCGACAGGUAUGGACUGGACACAAAGAGUUGCGACCACAGGACAGCGUCCCCUUCCUGCGUAGAAUCAGCGCCGAUGUGCGCCGACUUGAUCCACGCAUCUUUGAGGAGAAGGAGGAAACCUCUGCAGCUCAGCCAGCCACGCAAAGAUCCUCUUGUUCGCCUCCUCGUGCCAUGCUGCAGCGUCCCGACUUUCAGGGACUCCGUGCUCACACUUUGCCAGCCGAGUCGUCUGCUGGAAGCGUCACUGACAAGGUCAAUGGCAUCUCACCCACCACUUCUCCGCCUAACCCCACAUCUUCGCUUCCUAGCCUCGACACCACAUCCACGCACGCCUCUUCGAAAGCGACAAACCAAACAGCCUCGCCGACACUAACCAGUCCAGCGCUUCUCUCGCCUAUGGCUGAUUCCUCUUGGCUUGAUCUUGGCUUGAUCGCCGAUGAGCAAGCCAAACCACACGCUUUCGUCAAGAGCACCUUCAGCAAAGCUGUCGUUUGCAAGAUCUGCCGCGAGCCUGUCAAGAAGCAUGCUGUUCUUUGCGAAGAGUGUGGUCUUGUGUGCCAUGCUAGGUGCGCAGUCCAUGCUCCUUCGCCCUGCAACUUGCGUGCUCAGCUGCUCCUAUUCCAGCAGCGAGCUUCUUUGGAUCAGACGAGUCCCGUAUUAUCGGCAGCUCAUCUUGCCUCGGUCUCGCCUCUGCAUGGCAGCGGCGGCGCGACAAACGGCUCUGCUCCGAUCAACUUGCGCUUCCCCUUUGGUAUGAGGAGGCAGUCCAAGUCACCCACCGUCGACUCGCAGCCUCAGGUGGCUUUUGGUGCAGCGGCGUGUCCAGAGAAUGAGGCUGGAAUACCGCCUUGCCCUCGGACCAGCAACGGUGCUUUGGGAGGCAAGCCUGCCAAAGAUCCCAACCUUGUUCGCAAGCGUCGUAUUUCGUUGAUCGCCGGUCGUCAAAGAUCGCCUUCUCCCUCGCCUGAAAGCACGGAAGCUUUGCGAAGUCCCUACGGCAAUGCCGCGCUGCAUGGCGUUCGACGACAUAGCUCGAUGAGCUAUGGCAGUAUUAGUGGCAACAGUAGCAUCUCAAGUGGUGGAGGCCACAUUAUCAUGGGUCACUCUAGCUCUCGGGCUUCUUCGUCCCAGCAACAACUGACGCACCAGCAGCAGCAAGGAUUUGCACAACUCGCAUCAACACCAGUACUGCCCAUGGAACAAGAGCAACUUCACCAUCGUCCACCAAUGGAACGAUUCCGUCGACGUUUGAGUUCUGGUGUAGCACGUGGUACUCCUGAUGUGAUGGCGUCAGCUAAGAAGAUGGGUAAAGCUGGCAUCGCUACAGGACAGGUUACGCCAACACUUCAGACGACGAUCGAACGCAAAAAUUCUCGUAGAGUCUCUUCCAAGUCUGAUUGCAUUGUUAUGUAG